AUGAGUACACCCGCUGCUAAAAAGUAUCGGUUCACGCGUCACGACUUCCAGCCGCUGGCCACCAAGCCGCUGCACUUCGACAUGCUGUUUGAUGUCACGGAGACUAAGGUCAAAGUGACGCUACAAACAACGCUCAAACACAACGGCGAGCAGGCGCUAUCGGAGCUUAAGCUGAACUCCAAGGAGCUGGAGAUCUUAUCAGUGGAACGUUUCGACAAGUUCGCGCCGUUGGGCGCGGAGAAGGACUUCGUGUCUCAUGCCCAGAGCUUUGCGGAGCCUCGCGCGCUGCAGUUCGAGGUGGAUAAGGACGACCACUUUUUGGUUGUUAAGUUCGAUAAGCCCGUGCAGUCCGGGGAGGAGUUCGUUAUCCGCACAGUGUCGGUAGCCACUCCAACGGAGAACAUCCUGGAGGGUUUGUACUUUGAUUACACGCCUGCGGGCGCCCCCAAGACCAUCAUCACCCAGUGCCAGCAGCACGGAUUUCAGCGCAUCGUGCCGUGUAUCGACACGAUGGAUGCUAAGGCAUACUACACCACCACCAUCGUGGCAGACAAGCGCUACACUAACAUCAUCACGAACGGAGACUUGGCUCCUGGAUACCACACAGAGACUGGUGUACCUGUGUUCCACCCCACAUCGGAAGUUUUGGGCGUGGAUGACUCCUCGCGUCAUGUGCUUAAGUACUACAACCACAAGGUGAACAUGGCGCCGUAUCUCUUCUUCCUUGGUGUCGGCACGUACGAGACGUUCCGACGCACGCUCGAGUUCCCCGAUGGUGACUCGACACUACUGGAGAUCUUGGCGUUCCCGGGCUACUUUGAACCGGCUGAUGCCAAGGCUGCUGUCAAGAUGCUACACGACUCUGUGUUGUGGGUCAUGGUGAGUCUGGGCCCGGAAGCCUGCGAGCAUCACGACGAGCGCAAGCGUAUCUAUGAGUUGCUGGACGAACGCGAGGCGCUUAAGGCCAAGGAAGGUCCGUUAUGUCUUGGACCGAACGAGGAACACACUAAAACCCCUCUGAACGCCUCGGAUGCUGCACGCUUGGUUGCUGUUCGCGCGGAACUGAAGGAUCUGCUGGAGGUGUGGAAGAAGACUGGCUACAAGUACACUGGUGCCGUGUACCGCGAGAUUGCGAUGGAGAACUCGUACUAUGGCGGUAUGGAAAACGUCGGUAACACCACUAUCGUCAGCUCUUGCCUGUGUCCGAGCUGCCGUAUGGACGACAAGUCGUACGAGUACAUGGAACACGUGAAGGUCCACGAGUACUACCACAACAUCAACGGCAGCCAGGUGACUGGCCAGUCUCCAUUUGAGAUCUGGCUGAACGAAGCUGUCACGGUGCACAUGGAGCGCAAGCGUGCUGCGGCCAUUUUCGGCGAGGACUAUAGUCGUCUGAGCGAGGUGCUGUACAUGUUCACCCCGGCUAUUGGACCGCUUGCGCAGGACAAGUCUGCGACGUCUCUGUCGGUCGAACCGCAGGGUUUCAACCAGACGCAGGAGCUUGUUUCUGUCGUAACCUACUCCAAGGCUCCUGAGUUCGUCCGUAUGGUGCAGCUGCUACUAGGCGACGCCACCUUCCACAAGGCUCUUGACAUGUACCACACCAAGUAUGCAUUCGGCAACGCCACGAGUAUGGAGUGGAUCAAGUGCAUGGAAGAAUGUUCCGGUCUGAACCUGCAGAACUUGGCCAAGACGUGGCUAAACCGCCCUGGUCACCCAGAGGUAACCUACUCUACAGAAUUCAACGCUGCUUCGAACGAGUACAUCGUGGAGAUUUCGCAGACGGGCUUCGAGGACAAGCCUGUCGAGAACAACGGACCGUGGGAGAUUCCGAUUGACUGGUCUCUUGUUAAGGACGGCAAGUCGCUGAAGAGCGGUGUGUUCCUCAUGAAGUCGAAGGAUGCCAAGCUUGUUAUCCCUGAUGUCGUGGAGGAGCCAGACUUUCUGUCUUUUGCUCGCGGUUGGUCAUUCUUCGGCAAGUCCAAGCAGACGAACCCGUCGGUCGCUCGGCUCACGAAGCAAGCGCUGUCUGAUCCAGAUGCUGUUAACAAGUCUCAGGCCUACCGCAGCGUGGCAGAUGUUGAGAAAGCCAAGGUGAUCGAAGGACUGCUCAAGGGCGACAAGAACGUGGAGAUCUCGUCUGAAUUCGUGGAACUACAUGGCUCGAUUUUGUUCUCGAAUGAGCUCGCCCCUUCCGCGCGUGCGCUGACGUUGGUAGAGGCCAAGACAAUCCCGAGCCGCGAUGACCUGAGCCACCACUACGCCGCAAUUAAGGAGGCAACUACGGCAUUGUUGCAGGCAGUGUGGGCCAAGUACUCGACCAAGAUCGAGGCUGCAUACAACAAGCUGUGCGAGACUGCACACCCUGGCCCGCACGUAGAACAGUUCCAAGAGCGUGCUCUCAAGCGUCACCUGCUGCUGCUGAUUGUGGCAGGCGGCAAGAAUCCAGUGCUCAACACGACCCCGAAGGUCACGCCAACCGUGGAGUCGUACAAACUGGCGCUAGACCUGCUGAAGAAGUCGACUUUUGUGACCGACCAGGCUACUGGUUUGCGUCUUGUCUUGGAAGACGAAAGCUUUGCGGACCGCUCGAAGGUGCAGGAGGAGAUUUUCGAGGAGUGGCGCAAGACGCCGGACAUGCUGACGAAGUACAUCAGUAUCGUAAGCAGCUUGGAUUCCAAGGACGUUGGGGGCCAGAUUCUGAAGCUGCUGGCGAAUCCGAGCUUCAAUCCUGCUCAGUCCAGUCAUGGCCGUACACUGUCGCGGUGCCUGUCACAGAUUCGCGAUUUCUCUCUGGCCACGGACGAGGGUCUCGACGUGAUGGAGCAAGCGUUUGUGAAGAUCGGUAAAGUCAACCAAAUGUCUGCGUACCCGUUGCUACAGUGCUUCGAUCACCUGGACCGCUUUGACGACGCCACAAAGGCGAAGAUGUUUGCAACGCUGCAGCGUAUGCAGGACUCGAUCGAUAAGAAGAAGGAGGAGUCGCUCUACAACCAGCUCAGUAUUAUCCUGGAGAAGAAGAUGUAA
Phytophthora infestans T30-4 is the source of this 3027-nucleotide messenger RNA. Its product is annotated as metalloprotease family M01, putative. Bases 1 to 3027 code for a protein of 1008 amino acids. Lineage: Eukaryota; Oomycota; Peronosporomycetes; Peronosporales; Peronosporaceae. The transcript has a single exon. Gene Ontology annotation, cellular component: cytoplasm. The record is from RefSeq and is a predicted model, not a curated record. Gene Ontology annotation, molecular function: zinc ion binding; aminopeptidase activity; metallopeptidase activity.